UGUAUGGAAGCAUCUGAACCCUAAAUGAAUUAUGAACCAAAAGAAAGAAUAUAAUUUAAUAUUGAAUGUGAAGACUUUAAUCAUAAAGGUGAAUUAGUUUAAUUUAUACUUUUGAAACAAAAAACUGAUCUUAGAUCAAGACUUCUUUGUAGAAAGUGUAUUGAGGGUAAGUUUAAUUAAUAAACCAAUGAAAUUUGUCUAAUAUCUGAUGUAAAAUUAUAUUAUAUUUUAGGUUAUGGAUGACCCUUUGAAUGCUUUAAAGUUUACAAAUUAUUAAGAUAAUGUUAAUUAAACUUUUAGUGAUUUCUUACAUUCUUAUGAUUUUUCAUUUGAUAAAGAUGCAAUCCAAUUUGUAAUAUAUUUAUUAAUUUGGAUAGAAAAUAAAUGAAAUCAAACAAAAUUUUCUCUAUUUUCUUGAUAAAUUAGAAAAAAAGUUAAUAGAAAAAUGUGAAACAUUUUAAGAAACUAAGAGCAAUUUUGAUAGUCUUGGAGAAAAAUUUGCAUAGGUAAGAAUUAAAAAAAUAAGUUAUAGUGCUUCGACACUGAGAAUCUUAAAAAUAGUUUAAAUGAGGCACAAGAAAAAUUCGGUAAAAUUACUACAAAAGAUAAGUAGAAAUUAAGAAUGGAUGUUAAUACCUAUGUGAAAAAUUUGCACUCUUUGAAUAAAGAAACUAAUUCAGAAUAAUAUUAAAAAUUAUUUGAUUAAAUAAAUGAAAAUAAAAAGAAUCUAGCUAGUAGAGAAAAAUAAUUAAGGUAUGGUUUUUUAUAAAUGUAUUAGACUCUUUAAGUUUAAAUUAGAUUAAGGACUAGAUAAAAUAUUAUAGGAACUUAAGAAUAUGGAAGAAACCUUUUGUACACUUAAUUUGAGAUAAUCUGAAUUAAGUACUUCUUACAUGGAUGAGUUGAUAACGAAAAUAAAUCCUAUAUUUAAAGAACGAAACAAUUUUUAGGAUAAAAUCAAAAAGAUUUACUCAUCAAAAGAUGACGGAUUGAAUUCAUUGUAGGUAACCUAGAAAAUCAAUAAUUUGGGUUAAUUAAAUUUAUAGACAUUGCUCUUUAUAUUUUAGACUUCCUCUUAAUAAACGUUUGGAGUAUAUUUUUCUUAAAAUUCAUCAUAAAUAUUUCAUUAAAAUAAAAGAUAGGAAUUCCCAAUAAAAUCAAACAUUACUCCUUUAAUAAUAAAUUACAACCAAAAUUAAUCUGAUAUAUUAAUGACUUUUGGACAAAAGGAUAUACUAAUAAAGUCUUCAUUUAUUGGAUGCUCAUCAAAUUUGGGAGAAGGGUUUAUAGUAAAUCCUAAAUAUUAAAUUGGACAUCCUAAGAGUCACUUAGCCAAUUAAGAAGAGUUUGAUAUUGUUUAGAUGGAAAUCUUUUAAAUAUUAAAGUGA
Messenger RNA from Paramecium pentaurelia, 1388 nucleotides. NCBI's taxonomy places the organism in Eukaryota, Ciliophora, Oligohymenophorea, Peniculida, Parameciidae. The record is from the annotation of a GenBank genome assembly.